Molecule: messenger RNA, 4382 nt
Organism: Larimichthys crocea (large yellow croaker)
Lineage: Eukaryota; Metazoa; Chordata; Actinopteri; Sciaenidae
Exons: 14
Coding region: 214-3867 (1217 amino acids)
Molecular function (GO): zinc ion binding; protein binding
Source: RefSeq, a predicted model, not a curated record
AUGGGGGCAGGGAAGGGGGGGGGUAUAUUUUGGGUCUGAGGUGUAUGUGAGUUAGUGGUGGAGGCGAGUUGGGGGGUGUUGUUGGAGGUGGCAGUGGUUACAGCCUGUCUCAUGUGUCAGUGUACAGCGGAGCCUUGACGCAGCUGCUCUCUGCGACCUCAGUAUCGCAGCAGGUUUGAUGCCACGUUCAGAGCCUGGUUGCUUGCGCUGAAAAUGACCCUGCCUCUCCGCCGUGUAGGAAUGGCCACCACUGGGAACCUUUCCGAAGAGCAGGUGCACUGCUCCAUCUGUCUCGACGUCUUCACCAACCCUGUGUCCAUCCCCUGCGGACACAACUUCUGCCAGAACUGCAUUCUGGGAUACUGGAAAACCAGCCCUUUGUACCAGUGUCCCAUGUGUAAGAAGUCCUUCUACAAAAGGCCUGAUUUGAGCAUCAAUACUGUCCUGAGGGAAAUUGCACAGCAGUUCAAGGAGAUCAGAGUUAGAAGUGUCGAAGGGAAGGUGAGCGAGGAGGAGGAGGAGGAAGAGGAGGAGGAGGAAGACGAGACAGAAAAGAAGUGGACAAUGGAAAGAAGGAAAAAGGAGGAUGAGGAGAGGCUUUUGGUGAAAGAUCAGAAGCAGCAACUCAUGGAGGAGCUGAUGCAGAAGCAAGAGGAGGACAGGAGAAAGAAGGAGAAAGCAGGAGAGAAAAAGCCACAACAAGAGGAGUUACCACCGCUGAUACCACCCAAAACCUCUCCACCGCCAUCACCCCAAGCCAAAGCCGAGGGGCCGCCUCCACUGCCCCAAACAUCCCCACUGCCCUCACCUCAGAUCCUUCCAUCUCCAUCUCCUCAAAGCUCACCGUCAACUCCCUCCCCGUCUGUCCUGCCUUCUUCCUGGGAGGAGGUCCUCUGCGAUGUCUGCCUGGGGGAGGGCAGGCCGAAAGCGGUCAAAUCCUGCCUCGUGUGUCUGACUUCUUACUGCGAGGAGCACCUGAGGUCUCACUCCGCCAGAUUCACCAAGCACAAGCUGAUGGAGCCUGUCGCCAACAUGGAGGACAGGAUGUGUCCGAAGCACGAGAGGCUCCUGGAGCUGUUCUGCAAGAAGGAUCAGACCUGUGUGUGCGUGCUCUGCACUGAGACGGACCACCGGUCGCACUACACCGUCCCUGUGGAAAGAGAAUGGACGGAGAAGAAGGCGCAGCUGAAGAGGACAGAAAUAGACGUCCAGCAGAUGAUGCAGGACAGAGUGAAAAAGGUGGAGGACAUCAAACACUGUGUGGAACUGAAUAAAGCCAGUGCUCAGAGGGAGAUCGAGGAGACCGUCCAGGUCUUCUCAGAGCUGGUGCGCUCCAUCCAGAGGACUCAGGCCGAGCUGGUCGUGUCCAUAGAGGAGAAGCAGAGGCAGACGGAGAGGUGGGCCGAAGGCUUCAUUGCCGAACUGGAGCAGGAAAUCGAAGAGCUGAAGAGGAGGAACGCCGACCUGGAGAAUGUGGCACGGGCCGACCACAUUCACUUCUUAAAGAACUUCCCAGCCCUUAGCACUCCGCCUUCUGUCAAAGACUGGUCUGAGACCAGCGUUCCCACCGACACGUGUAUUGGCAUGAUCAGGAGAUCCGUGUCCAAACUGGAGACCACGCUGAAUGACCUGAUCGGCAAACUGGCUGACAGCGAGAUCAAAAAGAUUCUGAAAUAUUCAGCGGACGUCACUCUGGACGCUGAUUCAGCAAACCCUUGGUUGCAGCUUUCUCAGGACAGACGUCAGGUGAGACACCUGGGCGCAUGGCAGGACCUCCCAGACAACCCUGAUCGCUUUGACACAGUGGUCAUUGUCCUGGGCCGCGACGGCUUCACCUCGGGGAGACAUUACUGGGAGGUUCAGGUGGGCGACAAGGACGACUGGUACAUGGGUGUGGCCAAGUCUUCUGUCAACAGGAAGGGCAGGAUCUCUGUAAGCACCACCCAGGGCUACUGGGCUCUGGCUAUGAAGAAGGGCCAGGGUUACCGGGUGUCAACGUCCCCGCCAAUACCGCUCCCACUUGACCCCAAGCCCAAGCGAGUGGGUGUGUACGUAGACUACGAAGAGGGGCAAGUGUCCUUUUAUGACGUGAAGGCUCGGACCCAUAUUUACACAUUCAAAGACACGUUCAUGGAGAAGAUCUUACCAUUUUUCUACCUGUACUGCUGCGACAAAGCCUCUGACACCAUCAUGAUUUGUCCAGUGAAUGAGAAAAGCCUGAUCAAACAUAUAGACAUACGUAAAUCCAUAAUGUCAUCAUCCAGUGUCUUUGCUUUACUGCCGGAGGAUAAUUUCCAGUGUUCGAUCUGUCUGAAUGUCUUCAACGACCCCGUCACCACACCCUGCGGUCACAACUUCUGCAAAACCUGCCUCAGCGAGCACUGGGACAAAAGUGACUUAUGCCACUGCCCAGAGUGUAAUAAAAGAUUCCACGUGAGGCCUGAGAUCUCCACAAACAUGGUGAUCGAGGAGAUUUCUGUCCAGUUAAAGAAGAGGAGAGUUGAGACGCCGGAAUUGGUCGAUGCACCGUGGCAGGUGAGGUGCGACGUGUGCACAGAAAUAAAAUUCAAGGCCCUCAAGUCCUGCCUCGUCUGCCUGACGUCGUACUGCGAAGCCCACCUGGAGCCUCACCAAAGGGUGCCCUCCCUGAUGAGACACAGGCUUAUUGACCCGGUGGAGAACCUGGAGGAGAGGAUCUGCGCGAAGCACCAGCGGCUCCUGGAGUUUUUCUGCAGGGAUGAACAGGUGUGCAUCUGUUUGAUUUGCAGCGAGACGGACCACAGAGACCACGAGACGGUGACUGUUGAAGAAGAAGGGACUCAACAGAAAGAAAAUAUUGAGUCCAAGAAAGCAAAGAUCAACAUGAUGAUUGAGGUCCGAAUGGAAAAGAUGAAGGAAUUUAGAGACUCUUCUGAAAUGAGCAGUGAAAAAGCACAACAGGAGAUUGAGGACAGCGAGAAACUCUUUACUAGUCUGAUGAAUCAGGUACGAGAGGCACAGACUAAACUGAAAUGCAAUAUCGAGGAGAAGCUCAGGAAGUCGCGGGACAAAGACGAAGCCGUGAUUGGAGAGCUGCAGGAGGAAAUCGCAGAACUGCAGAGGAAGCAGUCUGAGCUGGAGGAGCUUUCUCAAAGUGACGACCACCUUCACCUUCUGCAGACUUUGCAGGCCUUGAGCACCAUGUCAGUCACCAAGAACUGGUCUAAGAUCAGGGUUUACUCAGACCUGUAUGUGCAGACGUUGAGGAGAGCCAUGACUCACCUUGUGCACGCUUUCCAAGCGGGGCUGAAAACUCUGACGGACGCAGAACUGACCAGGAUGAGAGGGUACAAAGAGUCAGUCACCUUCGACCCGGCAGCGGCUGGUCGCGACCUCGUGGUGACUGAACAUGGGACAUGUUUGAAGUACGUCAAAACUGAAAGCACCACACUGUCCGAUUACUUCAAGCUGGCCAAUGACAGGCCGAUGAUUUUGGGGACGAAGGGCUUCACCUCCGGGCGUCACUACUGGGAGGUCAAAGUGGGCCUGAGAACCGACUGGGAUGUCGGUGUUGCCAAGGGAACAGUAACCAGAUCCAGGCUGAUCACUCUGAAUCAAGAAAAUGGCUUCUUCGCCAUAGGAAAGAGGGGUUCUGAUUAUAAAGUUCAUUGCGCAGACUACAAGGUCCUUCACCUGUGUCCCAGGCCAAAUAAUGUAGGAGUGUAUCUGGACUAUCAGGAAGGCAGGGUCUCUUUCUUUGACGUGGACAGGAAGUUGCACAUUUACUCUUUCACAGGAGAGUCUUUCACCGGGAAACUAUUCCCAUAUUUUUAUCUCUACAGCUGGGCCAAGAAAUCGAAGCCUUUGCAUAUUACGUUUCUCUAUUGAGAGACAUAAUUCUCUAUGGAUCGGGCUUUUGAAAACCAAAGAAACUAACACAGUUAGCUGAUGAUGAGCUCCUCUGCCUUGGAAGUAAUGAUGAUGAGUACAGCUUACUUUAGAGCAGGAAAAACAUUGUUUAAUCUCCAUUUACUUUCCCAUUCACACCCCAGAUAGCCGACCAACACUGAAUCAACAUUGUCUCUCUUCAAUCAUCAGCAUUGAUUCAAUGUUGACUCCUUUAGCAUGUGCAGUAACUCGAAGCUCAGGCCUUACAUGGAGAAUCACUGCUCAGAGGGAUUUAGCAAACAGUCAAUGCACAUCAAUAAUUUUGCAUGCGCGCAGCUUACACUUUAAAAUGAAUGCAAAGGAUUUCUUAUCAGGUGAAGGCGUGAUCAAUACACUGAAUGAUUUUGCAACGUCAUGAAGAGUUGUUUUUCUUUCAUUCUGAUGUCAUUCUACAAACAUGUAUUGACUUUCUGAACAUGCACUAACUAAAAUAAACACAUGUCGUGUUGUCCUCG